AUGCCUAUAGAGCAAGAGGAUCACAACAAGAAAUUAGUAACUGAUUUAUACAAAGCCCUAAUCUCCAAAGACACAAACACAAUGCAACAUCUUCUUGCCUCAGAUUUGGAAUGGUGGUUCCAUGGUCCACCAUGUCAUCGUCACUAUUUGGUCCCUAUCCUCACAGGCUCAUCAUCAUCAUCAUCAAUAUCUCAAGAAUCUUUAGUUCCUAAUCUUAUAAUUGGGUUUGGAUCAGUGAUUGUUGCUGAAGGCUAUGAUGAAAAAAAUAUGGUAUGGUGGGUUCAUGCAUGGUCUAUUUCUGAUGGAAUUAUCACUGAGGUUAGAGAAUAUGUUAACACUUCGGUUUAUGUUACUAAGCUUGGUUUGCAUUCAGAAGAUGUUGUUGUUGGUUCCAGUUGUAGGUGCAUUUGGCAGAGUAAGCUUUGUGAUGGUUCGGUUCCUGGACUCAUUCUCACAAUCUAG
Messenger RNA from Medicago truncatula (barrel medic), 462 nucleotides. Its product is annotated as senescence associated gene 20. Lineage: Eukaryota; Viridiplantae; Streptophyta; Magnoliopsida; Fabales; Fabaceae. The record is from RefSeq and is a predicted model, not a curated record. The coding region runs from base 1 to 462 and encodes 153 amino acids. The transcript has a single exon.